Molecule: messenger RNA, 5000 nt
Organism: Parathielavia appendiculata
Lineage: Eukaryota; Fungi; Ascomycota; Sordariomycetes; Sordariales; Chaetomiaceae
Product: Oligoxyloglucan reducing end-specific cellobiohydrolase
Exons: 3
Coding region: 355-4809 (1484 amino acids)
Biological process (GO): protein targeting to vacuole; Golgi to endosome transport; Golgi to vacuole transport
Cellular component (GO): membrane; Golgi apparatus
Molecular function (GO): protein binding
Source: RefSeq, a predicted model, not a curated record
CGCAACGCCGCCCAACUCAAGACAGCUUGAACAAUACCCGGCCAGCCUUGCCUCUCCAAUAAUUUCCACAAUUGCACCUCCGUCGACGGUCAUCGGCAUUUCAACACGGCCAGAGUUAAGUUGGCUGUCUUGAACACACAUAAACGAGGGUCUUGGCAGCGGGCAAUCUCUCCGACGCAUCAUUCCUUUGACGUCAAGCUCAGCUAAGACUGGACUUGCACAAGAGCACCUUUCUCAGCAACUUGACUCUUAAAAGAGCCUGCGCCAACCCGGCCCCUUGCCCAAGAACCUGCUUCACCUACGUUCGAUUCUUCCUCCAUCAUUGAUGAGCGCCUGUGUUGUUAAUCACGCACCAUGAGGGUCAGGGGAGCUUUGCAGGCGGCAGCCUUGCUGGCGACAGCCCUCUGGGCGACACCCCUCACCGCGAAGAACGACCACCCGACUUUCCACGUGAAGGCUUUCGACAACCUACCCACGAAGCUCAACUACUUCCCCGACUCAGACGUUGUCCUCUUUCAAGACAAGGAUGACAACAAUGUCUACCGCUCUGCCGAUCACGGCGUCGAGUGGGAGCGCGUCGACGCCGUGCCCAAGGGCAAGGCCUGGCUGCUGUACAUGCAUCAGUUUGACUCGAGCCGCGCAUACAUCUUCACCGAGGGCACCACUCAUUUCCGGACCAGCGACCGCGGCAAGACAUGGGAAAAGUUCGAUUCCGGCGCCGAGAUGAGCAUGUUCCGUGGCGACAUCUUGCAAUUCCACGCCGCCGACCCUGAUCGCAUCCUUUUCAACGGCAUGAUUUGCGAGGGCAUUUUCUGCCAGGAAGUGGCUAUGUACACGACCGACGGCUUCAAGACGCCCGCAAAAGAGCUGCGCAGGAAUACCGAUGGCUGUUGGUGGGCCAAGUCUUCGGACUUGUUCACGACGGGAUCCGAGGAUUUAGACAAGAACCGCGUCCUGUGCAUCGUCAGGGACAGCUUCUCGCCCUUCAAGCAGGACCAGCGUCUCUUGGUCUCGGACAACUUCUUCAAACCUACCGAGGGCAGCAAGGACGUUCAAGAGUUUGAGCCGGAUCUCGACAUGAACAAGCCUGUGCAGGGGGUGGUCAACGUGGCCGUGGUAAAGAAGUACCUGCUUGUGGCGUCGAGCUCCGUCAACACGGACGAGAUGGCCCUCUUCGUCACGGACGACACCAAAAAGUGGCACCGCGCCGUCUUCCCAGCACCUCACGAGAGCCACGACCACCGCGUUUUGCAGGAAGCGUACACAGUGCUCGAGAGCACCAAUUACAGCAUUCAGAUAGACGUCAUGACGACUCGACCGUCAAACCCCAUGGGUAUCUUGUUCACGAGCAACUCGAACGGCACGUACUUCACCGAAAACAUCGAGCACACCAACCGCGACGAGCACGGCUACGUCGACUUCGAGAAGAUUACCGGUAUCCAGGGUAUAUUCCUGGUAAAUAAGGUUGAUAACUGGGAAGACGUGGAAAAGAAGCCGAACACCAAGAAGAAGGUCGUGACUGAGAUCACUUUUGACGAUGGCCGUACCUUCGAGUCCGUGACGGCUGACGGCAAGAGGAUCCACCUCCACUCGGUCACGCAGCUGAACAACGUCGGGCGUGUUUUCUCCAGCCCUGCGCCUGGCCUGGUCAUGGCUGUGGGCAACACGGGCGACUACCUCAAGGAUUACAAGGACGGCAAUCUCUACGUCUCAGAUGAUGCGGGUAGAACAUGGAGAAAAGCGUUGGACGGGCCGCACAAGUACGAAUUCGGAGACCAAGGGUCCAUCCUCGUCGCAGUGCGCGACUCGGAGGACGCCGAUAUCAGCGAGAUCAACUACUCACUCGACCACGGACUCACCUGGACCAAAGAGUCUCUGCCCGAUGGCCUCAAGAUCAAGCCCUAUAUCCUCACGACGACCCAGGAGUCGGCCAGCCUCAAGUUCCUCCUCAUCGGGGGGACGCAGAAGUCACCCCACUGGCAAGUCAUCUCGAUCAAUUUUGACGGCCUCCACGAGGCUGCCUGCACGGAAGACGACAUGGAACAAUGGUUUGCCCGUGUCGACAAAGAUGGGAAGCCGACCUGCCUGAUGGGCCACACCCAGAGCUUCCUCCGCCGCAAGAAGAAGUCCGAGUGCUUCCUGAAGCAAGAGUUCAAACACGCCAUGGCGAAAACGGAGGAUUGUGACUGCACUGACAAGGACUACGAAUGCGACUUCAACUUUGAGAGGGACGAUGACGGCAAGUGCGUCCGCAGGGGGCCUAUCAUCCCGCCAGACGGCGUCUGCCGCGAUGCUAAGCCGGAUGACACCUUCAAGGGCACGUCGGGAUACCGCAAGAUUGCUGGAAACACUUGCAAGCCGACCGAGGAGAUGGACAAAAAGUACGGGGACGUUGAAAGGAAGUGCUCCGAGAUCGGCGGCAAGCCUUCGGCGCCUGCGACGGACAGGAUUGAGCAGACUCAGAAGUCGUUCGAGGACGACUGGGAAGCGUGGGACAAGCAUUAUCUCGAACGGGGUGAUUCGAGCUCUAGCGAUGCGGAGACCAUCAUCAUGCGUGGACGGGGAAUGCACAAGGCCGGACCCAUCCAUAUCACCGACGACCAUGGCAAGAAGUGGCGCGUUCCGAAGGAGCUCGAUGACGAGAAAAUCGUGCAUAUCAUCCCACAUUUCUACUUCAAGGAUAUGGUUUUCUUUAUCACUACUGGGAAAAAGGUCAUCUACACCACCGACCGUGGGCGUUCCUUCCACCACUUCAAGGCGCCUGACGAGCCUUCUAGGGACGUAUUUCCCCUUGCUUUCCAUCCGGACAAGAAGCAUUGGCUGCUUUGGAUGGGCAGGAGGUGUGAUAGCGAUGAUGAUUGCUACGGAGUCGUCUCGUGGUCCAAGGACGGUGGUGACAAUUGGAGCACGGCCAGCCGAUAUGCGCGGCGCUGCGAGUUUACCGGGUCGGCCGCUUACAAGUAUCCGAACCGCAAGGAGGAUCAGAUACUCUGCCUCAAACACGAGAAGGAAAACAAAGGCAAGGAGAACCCCCUGGUCUUGAUCUCGACCAACGACUGGUUCGAUAAUGAAGAGAUUCACAGGAAGGACGUCAAGGGAUUUGCGACCAAGGCCGAGUUUAUCGUGGUCGCGACGGAAAAUACGUCCGAGAAGACACUGCAAGCCAGCGCGAGUUUGGACGGGACCACCUUUGCCGACGCCCAGUUCCCGCACGGCUUCGUGGUUCCACACCAACAUGCAUACACAGUUUUGGACAGUUCUACGCAUGCUGUCAACCUGUUCGUCGCCACCGAGCUUGCCGAAGGGCGCACGCACGGCACCAUUCUCAAGAGCAACUCCAACGGCACGUCGUACGUGGUAAGCGUGCGGAACGUCAACUGUGACGACGACUUUUAUGUCGACUUUGAGAAGAUGCUCGGGCUGGAAGGCGUCGCACUGGUGAACGUGGUCGCCAAUCCCGAUGAGAAGGGCAGCGCCCCCAAGAAGCUGCAGACCAAGAUUACUCACAAUGAUGGCGCUCAGUGGGCAUAUCUAGCCCCUCCUUCCGACGACGAGUUUGGCAAGUUCCCUUGCCAGCCGUCGCGCGGCGAUGAGAAGUGUGCGCUGCACAUCCACGGUUACACAGAGCGCAAGGACCACGGCAAGACGUACUCGUCUCGAAGCGCUGUCGGCAUCAUGUUUGGAUGGGGUAAUGUCGGCGACGCACUGGGGCCGCGGAAAGAUGCGGAUACGUUCAUGACCACCGAUGCUGGCAUAACCUGGAAGCGGGUCAAGCAAGGGCAGUGGACCUGGGCGAUUGGUGACCAGGGCGGCAUUAUCGUCCUCGUCCAGACCACCGCGGCGGGGCGGAAGAAGACCAAGUCUCUGUUCUACUCGCUCGACCAAGGCAAGACGUGGCAGGAGCAUGAGUUUUCGUCCGAGGAAGUCGAAGUCUGGGAUGUGACGACCUUGCGAUCCGGCGGCUCGCGGAACUUUUUGCUCUGGGGCAAGGAUGGCAAGGGCACCUUCACGCUGAAUUUGGACUUUUCCGGCUUCAGCGAGCGUGUCUGCAAGCACGACGACGACCCUGACAAAUCGGACUACUACAUCUGGUCGCCCAGCCACCCCCUGCAGGACAACGGCUGCCUGUUCGGCCACGUCUCGCAGUACCUGCGCAAGAAGGCGGACCGCAAGUGCUAUAACGACUUUACGUUGCAGGCCCUCUACGGCAAGCAGAACUGCACCUGCACCCGCGCCGACUUUGAAUGCGACUACAACUACCAACUGGACGACUUCGGCCAGUGCUCCCUGGUGCCGGGCCUCGCGCGGCCCGACCCGAUGGCGUGGUGCCGCGAACACCCGGACGCUAUCGAGUACCACGAGCCGACGGGCUACCGGCGCAUCCCGCUCACGACGUGCUUCGACGACGGCCACGCGCUCGACAAGGAGUCGCCGUCGCACGCGUGCCCGGGUCAUGAGGACGAGUACGGGCGCAAGCACGCCCCCUCGGGUGUCGUGCUCUUCUUUGCCGUCGUCGUGCCGUUUGCCCUGGCAGGCGCCGUGGGUUGGUACGUCUGGCGGAAUUGGAACGGCAAGUUCGGCCAGAUCCGGCUCGGCGACCAGGGGGGUUCCGUCUUUGAGGCGGACCGGCCGUGGGUCAAGUACCCACAAGGGAUAGCUUUGCUCGGGGCAGUGGGGAUUAUGCGAUUGUGGAUGAUGAUGAGGGGGAAUUGCUUGGGGAGGAUAGUGAUGAGGAGGUUUGAAAAGGGCGUUUGGGCUUGUAUCGAAGUUGGCUGUUGUGCCUUUCUUGUAUACGGUCUUGGAAUAUAGAUGGAUGGGACAUCAGUAGAGGUUGUGGUUUGCCUUCUACGAGGGGCGUGUGGUGAAAAAGUGUAUCGUGUAUAUUGAUCUCGGGUUCUGGAUAUUGCAUGGGUUGCUCUCACUCCAUGUUGUGUCCCUUACAGGCACUGUAAAGCGUUCAAAGAGUGGCUAAUAAGAUGGGAUCUGUGUAAGCCAAGCAG